Molecule: messenger RNA, 567 nt
Organism: Cylicostephanus goldi
Lineage: Eukaryota; Metazoa; Nematoda; Chromadorea; Rhabditida; Strongylidae
Source: the annotation of a GenBank genome assembly
GACGUACACGAGUUCCCUGGUGAGCCAAUGCCUCCAGAGCGGCAGGCCCGAACAAUGUUCCCAGCUUUCACCAUGAACGGACACGAUACUGAAGUUUGCUGUGUCAGCUGGAGCCGCACAGGAAGAUACAUAGCUUCAAUGGAUGACGAACACUUCCGAAUAUGGAGUGCUGACAAUAUCGCAGCUAAUGAGGUUAAGCGCACAUCAAACUGUGAGACGAUCAAACCUUACGAGCUGUGUGAAUCUGAGAAGACUACUUUGCUUGUGCACAGAUACAUCGCUUCAAUGGAUGACGAACACUUCCGUAUAUGGAGUGCUGACAAUGUCGCAGCUAAUGAGGCUACGCGCACAUCAAACGUGGAGACGAUCAAACCUUACGAGCUGUGCGAAUCUGAGAAGACUACCUUACUUGUGCAUAGGAUGACGAUUGGUCGGGAUCGCAUAAGCAGCGCUACCUCUCCAUUAACCUUUGUAACUCCAUCGCGCAAGCGGAAGGAGCCUUUUGCGAGUCCUAUAAAACGGCUCAAAACCCCUACAAAGUCUCCUAAUUCAAAGAUAAUGAAGUGA